CUUAUAACAGGAUAUCUCACUGGCGCGAAAAACGCACUGUGUGGCUUUCUCUUACGCAUUGUGGGCUGAAACCUAGAUCCUGUUGUCUCAGCCCCGGCGUGUGUGCGUGGCCCCUUUUGUUUUUUCUUCUGGUUUAAAGAGAACUCAAAGAAAAGUAGUAGCAGCACGUCUUUAAAUCCAGUCUGACCUGGCGGAUCCUUUACGCGUCUGAUCACCGUGUACUCUUUGCUCUUUGGCUGCUGCAGGGGGGUUUCUCAUGCCCUCGUAAUUCACGUUGAGAUUUUCUCUGCGGAGAAGCCGGUUGAACAGGACGUUCUCCACAGAGCUGAUAUCUGAUCCUUUUUGGGAAUAAACUCUACCAGACUUGUUACUAUCUGGAAACAUGGCGUUCGACUGUUUCCAGCACUAUUUUUUGGAUGAUUUCGACACCGAGGAGGACUUUUACAAGUCGACCGCGCCGAGCGAGGACAUAUGGAAAAAGUUCGAGCUGCUGCCCACCCCUCCCAUGUCUCCGACCCGGACUCUUAGCGGCGCUGCCCUGCACCUCUCGCCGGGAGACAAACUCAGCUGGCUGUCCAAGGUGCUGGGGCAGGACGAGGAGUGCGAGGGUCCCUUCAUCCCGGACACGGAGAAGCUGUUCGGGAACCUCAGCUCCAUCAUCAUCCAGGACUGUAUGUGGAGCAGCUUUUCCGCCAGCAAGCAGCUGGAGAAGGUCAGCGGGAGAGUGGCGGCCACCGCUGCCUCCCCGGUAGCGCAGAUCUCCGUGAGACCCAACAAAGCGCAGUGCGUCUCCACGGGUGGCCCGCUCCCCGCCUCGGCCACAGACUGCGUCGACCCGGCGGCUGUUCUCACCUUCCCGGCGAGCAGCUGCAGGAAGCCGGCCUCGUCAGGCUCCGAGUCUCGCUCUGAUUCCUCUGAUGAUGAAGAGGAAAUCGAUGUGGUCACCGUGGAGAGCAAGCAGAACCGGGUGCGGCUGGUCAACGUCAGAAAGCCAGUCACCAUCACGGUCCGGGCCGACCCAUGCCCCAAACGCUUCCACAUGUCCGUCCACCGGCAGCAGCACAACUACGCCGCCCGAUCACCAGAUAGUGAGCCUGAGGAUGAAGACGACGAUGAUGAUGACGACGAUGAUGAUGAUGAUGAUGAUGAUGAUGAGGAGGAGGAAGAAGAGUAUGAGGAAGAGCCUCAAAGCAAGCGUGCCUGCACAGCAUCCAGCCAGCAGGUUCGUGGCUCCCAGCCCACCUCUCCCUCAGAGUCCCCCCAAAACUCAGACGCAGAAGACACUGACCGCAGACGGAACCACAACUUCCUAGAGAGGAAGAGGAGGAACGACCUCCGCUCUCGUUUCCUCGCCCUGCGGGAUGAAAUCCCCGGCCUGGAAUCAGCUAAGACCCCUAAGGUUGCCAUCCUGACACAGGCGACGGAGUACCUUGUGGAGCUGCACUCAAGAGAGAAGCGGCAGCUCCUGGAGAAGAAGCGCCUCAAGUCCCGUCAGCAGCAGCUUCUCCGCAGAUUAUCUGAGCUGAAGCGCUCCUGAGACUCUGUCACAGUCAAGAACAUUUUUGAAAAGCUACAGUUCUUUUUCAUAACCACAUGCCUCAUGUGAAUAGCCAUGGAAUGAAUUUUGUGUGGAACACGUUAAUAUUGCUGUGGGCUUCCGCUGAAUUGACAGUGCUGGCCUGUGAACCUGUCACGGGGAGGAGCAGUUAGAUCUCUGUCUGUUUUAUAUUUUUCUUUGCACAGUGUGUUAAUUUGGAACACGGAGGCUUGAAUUAAUUUACUUUUAUAGCUAUGACCAAGAUAUAUCCUGGUAUGUUUUGAUGGGGGACUGAGAAAUGGUUGUUAAUAGUUACCAGUGUGAUGCCUGUAUCCUUCAAGGUGUGUGUGUGUAUGUGGAAGCAGGUUGGGGGGUCUUCAGUGCACACUUGAGUGAAGUGUGAAUGCCUUUCUGUGUACAUACUAUUGAAUGAGACUGAUUGUGCGACUGAUUGUGUGAUGUACAGAUUGUCUUGUAAAUAAUAGCUUAUUGCUCCUGAUGAAGGAGAAGGAAUCAAGAGUUGUCACCGGGUAUAGCUCCUCUGUUUAACGGGCCACCAGGCGCAGGGGAGCCUCUAUUUUGUUAAGAAAAUAGGAAAACUGACAAAAAAA
This is a messenger RNA of Paralichthys olivaceus (Japanese flounder), 2148 nucleotides long. RefSeq names its product protein L-Myc-1b-like. NCBI's taxonomy places the organism in Eukaryota, Metazoa, Chordata, Actinopteri, Pleuronectiformes, Paralichthyidae. Gene Ontology annotation, molecular function: RNA polymerase II cis-regulatory region sequence-specific DNA binding; DNA-binding transcription factor activity, RNA polymerase II-specific; protein dimerization activity. The record is from RefSeq and is a predicted model, not a curated record. Gene Ontology annotation, biological process: regulation of transcription by RNA polymerase II.